Porites evermanni is the source of this 35779-nucleotide messenger RNA. Lineage: Eukaryota; Metazoa; Cnidaria; Anthozoa; Scleractinia; Poritidae. The record is from the annotation of a GenBank genome assembly.
ACGUGGAUAUUUUUUCUUGUAGCCGCCAUAUGUAGUCCUCCAUGUUUUCUGUUUUCCAACACUACGGAUAUCAUCGCCGUCGACUACAAAACGUCUGCUGUACAUUCUGUGGUCACUGGAUUAACCAGAGCUGUGGCACUUGAUGUUCAUUUUGAAAAGCGUUACAUUUUCUGGAGUGAUGUUUCUGAGCGGAACAUAAAACGUUCAGGUAUUGACGGGUCCAGUAUCACGACAAUUAUCACCAAUGUUGGUGUUUGCGAUGGAUUGGCAGUUCAAUGGAUAACAUCAGAAUUGUACUGGACUGAUACUACUCAAGAUACGAUAUCCAAAUCUGACCUGUCGGGUAAUAACCAGCAAACAGUGCUAUCCUUGGGACUUAAUAAACCUAGAGAUAUCGCUUUGGAUCCUGAUAAGGGGUGAGUUUCCUCAAGUCUGUUUUUCUUUUGCUCGUCCUGUUUUGUCAACGGCCGCAAUGACUAGAUUAGACCGAUUAUUCGCUUUUAAGUGAACUAUCUUAAGCCUGAAAAAAUUGCAAACAUUUAACGGUAUCGCUGAAACUCAUUGAUAAUUUUGGUGAAAAUAAAUGAAUAAAUAAUAAUAUGAAUAAGAAAUUUGUAUUUCCGCAGUUCACAUCAUCAUUUUAUGUUUCAUUCCUUUUACCGCUGAAGAUGAAGUCAACAAAUUAGCCUGCUCCCAAUGCGUUGGUCUUCAUAACUCAAUUGGUUAGAGUUCUGAAGCGCUUUCAGAGGCCAUGGGUUCGAAUCCCGUUGAAGUCCCGAAAUUUCUUUUUUCCAGUUAAUUUGCAAUUGACCAUUGCAAAUUUAAUUUAAGCAGUUAACCACUACAGAAAAUACCAUAACAUACCAUAAUGCUCUUUGUUUGUCACCCCAGAAUUUUACAUAACCAUUGGUUUCAGUUUCUCUAGGGGCCGUUUUGGCGCCCAAGAGAAACUAAAGACAAUACUUAUGCAAAAUUUUAGGGUGACAAACAAAGAGCAUUAUGGUAUGUUCUGAUAUUUUCUGUAGUGGUUAAUUGCUUAAAUUGCAAUUACCACUUCGACGAUCAUAACUUCAUUUUAGGAGGGAGGGGCCAUCUCUGUUGUUUUCAAGUGUUUGUCUGUGACCGAUUCAUUACUGCCGGUGUGACGUCACAUACUAACGGGCGACAGCUGUUGGGUCGCUUGUGCAAAUUUGCAAGGGACACCAUAGUCAUUCGAACAAAAGAGGUCGGGGAAAAAAAUUAAAAGCUUGGCAAAUAUUGCUAUUUAGUAUCUACUAAAACAGUACUCAAUCAGUGAAUAUCCUGCACUAUUCACUGAUUCACCUCCAGUUCCUCCGAGCGAGCGACGCCAACCUCGCGUAGGUUGCGAGCAAAAUGCUUUCCCGGUUUGCUGCCGCAACAAACUAAGAAAUUUCACAACUAAUCAAGCAAGCUAUUUUCGAAAUACACUUUAUGGGACUCUCAACCUCCAGGGAAAAUCAAAUUGCGCCCCAAUCUAUCACAGUAUUCAUCCUCUUAUCUUAUGGGGGUUUUCUUUUAAGCCCAACUUGUAGUCAUACAUUGAUGAGAAAGCCAAAAGGGCUUGCGCAGCUAGCUAAACAGGCAAACUCUUUUUCUUNAACGGGCGACAGCUGUUGGGUCGCUUGUGCAAAUUUGCAAGGGACACCAUAGUCAUUCGAACAAAAGAGGUCGGGGAAAAAAAUUAAAAGCUUGGCAAAUAUUGCUAUUUAGUAUCUACUAAAACAGUACUCAAUCAGUGAAUAUCCUGCACUAUUCACUGAUUCACCUCCAGUUCCUCCGAGCGAGCGACGCCAACCUCGCGUAGGUUGCGAGCAAAAUGCUUUCCCGGUUUGCUGCCGCAACAAACUAAGAAAUUUCACAACUAAUCAAGCAAGCUAUUUUCGAAAUACACUUUAUGGGACUCUCAACCUCCAGGGAAAAUCAAAUUGCGCCCCAAUCUAUCACAGUAUUCAUCCUCUUAUCUUAUGGGGGUUUUCUUUUAAGCCCAACUUGUAGUCAUACAUUGAUGAGAAAGCCAAAAGGGCUUGCGCAGCUAGCUAAACAGGCAAACUCUUUUUCUUUUUUUUCUGUUUUGAUUUGUUUUUCGUAGUUGAGAUACCUCUGGCUACGACCAUCUCUGACUAUUUUGGUUUUAUAUUCCCAAGCUAAAGUUUGCAUCAAGGGAGCUCUCUCUAUAUAUAUAGCAAAUAAAACAUAUUAAUAUGACUGUUGAAAGGAAAAAAAAAUACUCCGCAAAAAGGAAAUAUUUUGGCAAAGUAGGCUAAAAACUCUGCAACCUACUGGACUGAAUAAACGUAUCCCUAAGUCCAAAACUGAUUGGCACGUGAUUACUAAAUCACUCCCUUUGGUUAUUACUUGGUGUUACGAUGCACGAAUUUGUGCUAAUUAGUAUAUGCACAUGAUGAAACUACUGACACCAGGAAAUGUUGAUAAACCAAUAAGAUGCACGGGCAAAGUUCUUGAUUUGCUAAUCAAACUUAUUGACUGGCCGUGCUACGCUUCCCGAAUACGUAGAAGAUCAUGGAGGGCCGUAGUGUCUCGUACGUUAAGUAUUUAGUUGCAUUUUACGUGCUUAGAACGCCACUGUAUAUUUGAAACAGAAUCGCAAGAUUUACCGAUUUUAUCCCUUUUUGGUCAUCCUUGGAAAUUUCUGAAGGCUCAUUUUUCGAUUAUGAGCAUCAAAUUUCGGUGUCAAGCACGACACCCAAGUGAAAAAUACAGCUAAAUACCCAAAACACAGUUGACGGGAGAGAGGAUUUCAUAAGGGAUACAUCUCACCAAGUGCUGUGAAUGAAACUUAUAAAACACAAACAAUCCCUGAAUUUGCCCAUGCAUUGUUUUUUUAUGAGGGUUUUUUUUUCACCAUUUCCUUACCGUGGGGGGGUCACUGCACGGCUUCAACCUCAGUAGAGUUCACCAACAUUUGACAAAGUACGCGAGUUAAUUGGAAUUAUCGCAAUUUUAAGCGACAUUCUCACCGCUAUAUAGUCGUCGUGGUAUCUUAAACUCCCUGACUUGAGGCACUGCCGGUGGAGAAAAAAAUUACUUCCGGACAUCAUACUAGAACUUUCCUUAGUCUUCUUGCUUAGAGUCCCUGAUUUCAGCUUUCAAUUUGUUAUUUAAAAACCACUUUUGUCUGCCAUAGACGCUGUUUGAAGCUGGUUGAGCUGUAGUUAUCAUGAAUUCAAAGGUACAAAUGAAAAAAUUAAAAUAGCUUAAGCACGUAUUUCGAGGCUAUUUCGCAUUGUUUCAGAAUCAAAAGGCCGACUGAUCGAUGCUCUUAAUAGAACCUCCUAUUCUGGAGACUAGAUAUAGCCAAUUUUAGAGAAAAAAUGAUCAGAAAUAAUUUUUUAUGCACUUGGUGGUCCCGUAACUGAAAGAAGAUGGCGAUCCUGCAAUACGGUCCGCGACACAAAAUUACCAAAAUUACACAAUCACGGACACAAAAUACCAAGACGGUUUAUGGCAAGCAAAUAAAAGCGACAACAAAGCUCACACACUUUAUAGUGAUCAAAUUAGCAAUGUAUAGCAAUUUUUGCCUAGCUCAUUUAAUCUUCUCCCCGACCUCUCUGACCGGUCUUGUUGGAAUGACUAUUGUGUCCCUUGCAAAUUUGGACAAGCGACCCUACGGCUGUCGCCCGUUAGUCACACAUGAGAUGGCCCCUCCUUCUGCUUCAUUUAAAUUUGUAUUUCCGCAGUUCACAUCAUCAUUCUAAUAAUAAUAAUAAUAAUAAUGAUUAUGAUGAUGACGAUGACGAUGAUUAUAACGAUGGUGAUGAUGAUUAUGAUGGUAAUGAUAAUAGUAAAAAGACAACAACUUGUUAAUUCAUUUUUUUCUGUGAUGGUUUAACAUGCAGUAUUUAAGAAAUGGUAAACGUGCAGCGUGCAACCAUGGAGUUAUGGAUGCACGCGGGAGGUUGCUAAGCACGAAAGAAGCGUAAGAGUCGCACGAGGCGAUAGCCGAGUGCGACUCUAGCUUCUUGAGUGCUUAGCAAACCUCCCAAGUGCAUCCAUAACUCCAUGGUUGCACAGCUGCAACGUUUACCAUUUCUUUUAUAACAUAAUCGAAAGAGGAAAACAUUAUUUUCCAUUUGCCUUCAGUUGAGUCAUCGGUUCUAGUUCAUGUAUGCUGCCAUCUGCCCGCGCGUAAACAAAUCACGUUCUAUGUUUUUCAAAAACUUGCCUUUGAGUUUUUCUUUCGCUGAAUCAACCGUUCUCCGUCUUCAGGUAAAUUGCAAAAACGUUUUUCGUUGUUAUUCUGAAUGGCAUCUGUCUACUUGCUCUUAAUAUUAGGGUAAAAACUUUGAGGGAAAACUAUAGCUGCAACUAUAAACAAAAAGACUCUAAAAACUAAGCUAAACCUAAAUAAAUGAAAUAAUUAUCAAGCUUAUUUAUGUGACAAUUUUUGAAAUAAACGUAAAGUAGAAAUGAGAAAAUUUGACCGUAAUUCCUUAAGGAUAAAAGGUAACACUAAUUUCAAAAAGAAAUUAACUAGCUUUGUAUCGAAAUCUGUCUGGGGAAAUCCAGCUAUGAAAGUCAAAGUUGCAACUGAAAUUCGCCGACACACAGCCGGCGCUGAAGCUGUUGUUUUUAGACCGUUCUCUGAACGACUGUUAUGAAUGAACACUGAGGAACAAAAUAAUACACACAGAAUUUAUUUUUUGAAAAAUUUAUUUGAAAACCCAAAUGUUUCUGUACUCAAAUGAAAUUCGCUUAUUCCAGCGUAAUGUGCCCGUUUAAACUCAACUAAAAUUUUUAAUCGAUGCGAUGAAAACUUCACAACAAAGCUGUCUAGAAUUUGAGCGUGUUUCCUAAAAUAUUUGCUUGAAUUUAGCAUCAGCUUGAUCAAAAAGUCAAUAACACAAUGCUAAUUGAUAAAUUUACAUUUCAAAUAGAGUUCUCUUCUAUAAAAAACACACAAAAUGUACCUUAAAUCUUCGCUCGCUCGAUUUUCCUUCAGCCGAUUCUAGCGCGAGGAAAACAGUGAUUCAUUCAUCCAGGGCAAAUUUGUCGCUUGAUCUUUUGUCUUUUUUUCCUUCAAAACGACAGCUUAGUAUUUUUCUUCAACUUCCACUUUUCAUCUGUGCAUUUCAUUGGUGUAUUUUACCGUCAGGAGAGGAGAUUUGUUGAAUUUGCCUAAAUUUUACCGCGCUAGCUCAGUUUCUUGGCGUGCACCCACGGGCAAAUGGUAGUGGCUGACUGACCAAUCAGAGCGCGCGAUUUACUUGUGUUAUGUUAUAAUAUGUACUGGCAGAUGAAUAAUUAUGUCUUCUAUAAAUUGACAGGCUGAUGAUUUGGACAGAUUGGGGUUCCAGCCCUAAAAUCGAAAAAGCAGCCUUAACAGGGAGUCAGAGAGUUGCUAUAGUCACUUCAAACAUCAAAUGGCCGAAUGGGAUCGAGCUUGACAGAUGGAAUAAUCGCAUUUAUUGGGUAGAUGGAGCUGUGGAUCGAAUAGAAUCUGUCGAUUACAAUGGUAAUAACAGGAAACUGCUUGGGCCAAUAACUAAUUUUCAUGGUUUUGGAGUAGCCAUCAUUCCUCCUUUCCUGUUUUUCACUGACUGGGCUUCAAACGGCCAGAUUCACCAAGUUGACGCAAUGACCGGGUACUUUGUUGUCAGCAGAGUCAGCUUCACCGGUAGGCCCAUGGGCAUCGUUGCAUAUGACCGUUCCAGGCAGCCUCCAGGUAAAGUGAAUCGUGUCCCAAACUUACAUUGUAUUCAACCUCGUAUCUUUUGCACUUUAUGGGACUCUCAACCUCCAGGUAAAAUCAAAUUGUGCCCCAAUCUAUCACAGUAUUCAUCCUCUUAUCUUAUGGGGGUUUUCUUUUAAGCCCAACUUGUAGUCAUACAUUGAUGAGAAAGCCAAAAGGGCUUGCGCAGCUAGCUAAACAGGCAAACUCUUUUUCUUUUUUUUUCUGUUUUGAUUUGUUUUUCGUAGUUGAGAUACCUCUGGCUACGACCAUCUCUGACUAUUUUGGUUUUAUAUUCCCAAGCUAAAGUUUGCAUCAAGGGAGCUCUCUCUCUAUAUAUAGCAAAUAAAACAUAUUGAUAUGACUGUUGAACGGGAAAAAAAAUUACUCCGCAAAAAGGAAAUAUUUUGGCAAAGUAGGCUAAAAACUCUGCAACCUACUGGACUGAAUAAACGUAUCCCUAAGUCCAAAACUGAUUGGCACGUGAUUACUAAAUCACUCUCUUUGGUUAUUACUUGGUGUUACGAUGCACGAAUUUAUGCUAAUUAGUAUAUGCACAUGAUGAAACUAUACACCAGGAAACCUAUGAAACCAUGACUCCAUGAUACUUUCAUUAUAUGACAUAGACAUUGGCAUAUACUAAUUAGCAUAAAUUCGUGCACCGUAACACCAAGUUGUAACCCCCUUUAUUACGUCACAGUAAGUUACUCUAAUCAUUUGUUAUUAUACCCGAAGCAGAAACCCCUGAUGAAGGCAGAAGCCGACAAGCGUUGGGUUUCAAUUAAAGCAAUUCAUGUUUGAAGACCAUUCUCUCGAGUGCAAUUUAUAUAUAUGUAUAUAUAUUCGUCUUUUAUAAUUACCAGUGGUAAGGUUUUAGACUUUUACAUAUUACAUUGUUUAAAAGUUCCCAGUUCCCAGUUCCCAGCUAGCAGAGGGUUCUCAAGGCAAGAGUUAAAUGAGAUGAAGGAGAGAGACCUCUGCCGCCCCACGGCGCGUUCUUUCACGUAGCCGCCGACCAUAUUUGUGGUCGAAACUCACUGGUUUUCAAAACCGGUUUCGUUUAAAGUGGAAUGCGCAUGCCUUGUUGAGGCCGUACGCUGGAAAUAUUUGAACCCACGGUUGUGAAUAAGCUAGCUAGAGUUUAUUCCAUUUAUUCGUAUUUCGGAGCACAAUCACUUGAACUGGUACGCCCUUAAACGUUACUGGUUGUUAUAGAAACGCCAGUGUAUGCGUGUAUGUGUAAGCAUUAUUUAUUUAUUUCUAUUUUUUUUGGAGGGGGGUGGGGGGAUGUCUCUCUCUUUCAUUUCAUUUCGCUCCAAACAUUAGACGAUGAAAAAAAAAAAUGAUGAUACGUUGUUAAAAUACAGCCCGCUUUCGGAAAUAUCUGGCGCUGUAUAGUCUGCAACUCUCUUCAUAGCGGACACUGUAAGGGCCUUUAGUUAGUGUCCUUAUUAGCGGGACUUUAUUUCAGUCAAACGCAUGUAAUUUAUUGUUAACUGUGAUUUAGCUGCUGUCCCGUUUUAUCAGGGUGUCCGUUAUAGCGGGGUGUCCGCAAGGCCGGAAAAACCGUUGUUUUCUGGGAUUUAACGCGGUCGCACAGUUAAAUCGCUGAAGGCCGUAAUGAGUAGGCUGAUAAUUUUGCAAGUAUUAGUAACAACCUUUACCACUUAUUGCUUUCUUAGAAGUGUCUUUACUUGCACAUUUAUGUUUUAUUACGAUUUUUUUUAAGUUUCAAGUUCCUGUGCUACAAACAACGGCGGCUGCAGCCAUUUUUGCGUGGUGAAAGCUUCAGCCGGCCACGAGUGCGUCUGUCCUGUUGGUUUGUCAUUGAAGGCAGAUGGAAGGACAUGCAAAAAGAGUAAGUCUCCAGCUACUUUGGCUAUCAGAACAGCUCCUGUUCUCUCUGCAGUAGAAAAUAUUCUUCUCAAUAUGCAUUCGAGUUGUAUUAGAGGUGUUUUCGUCUUCGUCUUCUUCUCCUUCUCCUUCUCCUUCUCCUUCUUCUUCUUCUUCUCCUUCUUCUUCCUCUUCUCCUUCUCCUUCCCCUUUUUCUCCUUCUUCUUCUUCUUCUUCUUCUUCUUCUCCUUCUUCUUCCUCUUCUCCUUCUCCUUCCCCUUUUUCUCCUUCUUCUUCUUCUCCUUCUCCUUCUUCUUCUUCUCCUUCUUCUUCUUCUUCUCCUUCUCCUUCUCCUUCUCCUUCUUCUUCUUCUUCUCCUUCUUCUUCUUCUUCUCCUUCUCCUUCUUCUUCUUCUUCUCCUUCUUCUUCUUCUUCUCCUUCUCCUUCUCCUUCUCCUUCUUCUUCUUCUUCUCCUUCUCCUUCUCCUUCUCCUUCUCCUUCUUCUUCUUCUUCUCCUUCUCCUUCUUCUUCUCCUUCUCCUUCUUCUUCUUCUUCUCCUUCUCCUUCUUCUUCUCCUUCUCCUUCUCCUUCUUCUUCUUCUUCUCCUUCUCCUUCUCCUUCUCCUUCUCCUUCUUCUUCUUCUUCUCCUUCUCCUUCUUCUUCUCCUUCUCCUUCUUCUUCUUCUUCUCCUUCUCCUUCUCCUUCUCCUUCUCCUUCUUCUUCUUCUUCUCCUUCUCCUUCUUCUUCUCCUUCUCCUUCUUCUUCUUCUUCUCCUUCUCCUUCUUCUUCUCCUUCUCCUUCUCCUUCUUCUUCUUCUUCUCCUUCUCCUUCUUCUUCUCCUUCUCCUUCUUCUUCUUCUUCUCCUUCUCCUUCUUCUUCUCCUUCUCCUUCUUCUUCUUCUUCUCCUUCUCCUUCUCCUUCUCCUUCUCCUUCUUCUUCUUCUUCUCCUUCUCCUUCUUCUUCUCCUUCUCCUUCUCCUUCUUCUUCAUCUUCUCCUUCUCCUUCUUCUUCUCCUUCUCCUUCUCCUUCUUCUUCUUCUUCUCCUUCUUCUUCUUCUUCUCCUUCUCCUUCUCCUUCUCCUUCUUCUUCUUCUCCUUCUCCUUCUCCUUCUCCUUCUCCUUCUUCUUCUUCUUCUCCUUCUCCUUCCCCUUUUUCUCCUUCUUCUUCUUCUUCUUCUUCUUCUUCUUCUUCUUCUUCUUCUUCUUCUUCUUCUUUUUCUUUUCCUUAUUCUCCUUCUCCUUCUUCUUCUUCUUAUAGGUAGAUUCAGAUAUCUCUGAUUUCGAAGACCUCCGUCAAAAUCAUUUAAUCUACAGGAUUUAUAGGAGGAAUAGAAGCCCUCAAUAAACCCCUUAGGAGCCCUUGUUAUAAAAUCUUUCAAAUGCAUUCUGACUCCUGAUCUCAGCAAAUAGUAUCUGUAUAACAGGCAAGCCUCCUCGCCCCUUCUCACGGCAAAAAAUCUCCUAUUUUCUGGUAAUUUUACCGACGGUUAAUGUAUUGAAAAUGCCACGUCAGUUCACGAUCCGUUUUCUCAUUUCGGAAUUCGCAAGAAAAACUCGGCGUUCACAUUCCGUUAACACCAGGAGAAUAUGCUGUUUAGUUCAUGUUUUCCAGCACACGGAAAACGAGGUUGAACAAUGCGCUUUCUCUCUUUAAGCGGGAAUUUUACCAAACGGUUAAUAUAAGGAAAACAUGGCGUCCGUGACUCGUUUUCUCACUUCAGAAAAGACAAGGACAACUUGGCAUUCACCAUCAGUUAACAGGGGGAAAAUAUGCUGAUUAUCCAGGGCGUGGAAAACGGGGUUGAACAGUUCGUUUUCUCUCGUUAAACAAAACUUUAACCAAACGGUUAAUGUCGUGAAAAUUUCAUGUUCCUGACUCCUUCUCCGACUUUGGAUAACACAAGGAAAACUCCCGGGAAAACUCAAUAUUCACCGGCGGUAACACCAGAAAAACAUGUCGUUCAUUUCACGUUUUCUAGCACAUGGCAAACGCGAUUCAACAGGGCGUUUUGCAACUCAUUUUACCAUCGUCAUCAGCAACAUGUAAACAGGCCGUUGACCGCCAUGUUUUAUUUGGGUCCAAACAUUUUCCUGCCAAGAAUUCUCUUGGAUCCACCUCUGGUACCUUUAUUAACUAGUAAGUCUUAGGAACAGCGAUGUCUUGUACAUGUUCAAAAGUAACAUACAGAAGGACGAGCGUGCACUAGGGGAGGUCUUGGAAAGAAAUACGGUAUUAUUGUUUGAAUAAAACAAUGUAUUUUAAUGAAAACAAGAACUAUCGAAUUUGCUAUUUUCAGUGAUUAUGUACGAAAAAAUAUGAGAAUAGGAGAUAAAGCAGGGAAAAGGACACAGAGAAACAAAAUCAUAAUUUCUUUGAGGCUCGAUAACGUCAAAAAACAAAAAGAUGUCAACCCUAAGAAAAUUAAGGUGACAGGUUACUCGUGACUUGCCUAAAGACCUUGGCUGACUCCCUUUUCCUUUGUUCUUAAAGUAGUUCGUCGGGUUUUGAAAUGCAAAUAAACAUUUAACAUGACGACUUAACAAACAGUCGAAAAAUGACAUCGCAACUUGAUUGACCAAUCAGGUCAAUAACUGGAGUUUAAUACCAUCCCAACUGGCGUAAUACAACUCACUUUGACUCCGCUGAAGAUUACUACCGCACAGGUUGUAGAAAAUUCAGACACUGUCAAAAACAGUCCUAUUAAGGUGACUCGACCCAGUUUUUUAGGGGGGUACCAUCCUACUUUGAAGCUCUCUGGUAUCCCCACCGUGACUUUUAUCGUAAGUCUAACACAUAGAAUGGAUAACAUAUAGAUCAAUCUACAAUAUAACAUAAAAUUUUUGGCGAUCGGAGUAAAUGUCACGUGGUUAUAAUGCCACGCCCCUUUGAGGCAUUUAUAACCACGUGACAUUACUCCGAUCGCCAAAAAUUUUAUGUUAUAUUGUAGAUUGAUCUAUAUGUUAUCCAUUUUAUGUGUUAGACUUACGAUAAAAGUAAAGGUGGGGAUACCAGAGAGCUUCAAAGUAGGAUGGUACCCCUCCAAAAAAACUGGGUCUAGUCACCUUAAGGACUACGAUAACCCGGACGAUAAUGCUUCACCUACUUAUAAAAACUUUAACUUGUGUUACCCUUUGCAGAAAUGGAUAAAUUCCUCAUUUUUACUGACGCCGAUGCCAUGUUUACUGACAUUGUUUCGUUGGAUGUGAACUAUUUUGUUGCAAGGCGUGUGUUCUGGCUUCUUGGAAAUCAACGCCCAAUUGCUGUGGAUUACGACCCUGUUGAGGACAGUGUAUACUGGACUGAUGUUGCACAAGGACGAAUUAUCAGCAUUGUCUCUAAUGAGACUUCACUGAAGUUCACGGUUCUUUUUCGCUGCAAUGUAAAAGUACCAGAUGGCCUGGCCAUUGACCACGUGGGGCGAAAUAUUUACUGGACAGACACAGGAACAAACCGUAUUGAGGUAGCUCGGCUGGAUGGGACGAGCAGGAAAUUGUUGAUCAAAGAUGGGCUCGAUGAACCCAGGGCAAUUGUACUUGAUGAAAGGAAUGGGUGAGCUAUAAAUCGAAAAAGAGUAACACGAUAUAGCUGGUCUCUCUUGCAGCCGUUUUUGUCUCGUCACGCAACGCUCUUCAAUACGAAAACUUAAAGGGGCUAUGUCACGAGGGAAGGAGCGUUGCGUGACAAGAGAAACACGGUUGCAAGGAAGACUAGAAAGUAUACGGCUGUACUUAAAUUUUUCUUUUAGUUAAAGCUAAGUGAUCUUAGCUUAUUCACAGGGCGAGGUUCAUGAGAUGUCAAAAUUAGCGUUAUCGAAAAAUGUAGAUCUAUAAACCUGGUAGUUCUAUGGUUUCCGGAAAACUAAAAUUAAAGCUUGUUAAUUUUUGGUUUGUACUAAUAAAGAACGAUGUAUUGGACUGACUGGGGAUCUAACCCAAUGAUUGAGCAAGCAGCCAUGGACGGCUCGUCAAGACAAACCAUUGUAACAGGAAACCUUGGUUGGCCGAAUGGAUUAACUGUUGAUCCAACUGCAAACCUCCUGUACUGGGCUGAUGCUAAACUGGACAAAAUUGAGGUUUCUAACCUCAACGGUGGCAAUAGAAGAGUGAUUAUGUCAUCUUCAGCAGACAUUCACCCAUUUGGCUUGACGGUGUAUAAGAGCAUUUUGUACUGGACCGACUGGAACAGUAAAAGCAUUUCGCGGUACGAUUUAAACCGUGGGAAGACGGAAUUAAUCAUUCAAGGUCUUCAAAAGCCAAUGGAUAUUCACCUGUACGAUUCAUCUCGUGUAUUUUCAGGUAAAUCGGUUUUUACUUAAGAAAACGCGUCACGAGCAACUAUUGUAAUUAAACGGUACCUCUUACUACUUUAAACGUUAUUUACGAUUUUUAUCAAUGAGAGAAUGGUGAAGGCUCGAUUUCCGGCGCUCUCCUACAGAAAAUGAAGGAGUCAAACUUUAUUUACGUAUCCGUUCUGAAUUCUUUUCCUUUUUACAGUGCGGGCACUCAACCAGGACACUUGGAACAAGAUUGUCUAAUCACAAAGCCCAAAAUUCGCUAAAAACAAAAGAUUCUCAAUUUUUUGUUUGCUUGUUUGUUUGUUUGUUUGUUUUGCAAACUGACCAAUAACAUUUAUUUAUUUAAAGUUUUCAACGGUUACGAAGUGGGAACCUUGAAUUUAAUUGGUCCAUUUGCAAAAAAAGACCUUGAGAAUUUUUUGUUUUCAGAAAACGUUGUGAUUAAACCGUCGUCUUCAAAGUGUCCCGGUUUGAGUGUCAGCACUGUAAAUAUUUUAUUAGGCAAACGAAAAAUAACAACAAAAAGCAAACACAGUUUGACUCCUUAAGUAGUGCAUUAAUGAGCAGAAAAGGUUGAUUGUGCAUUAAUAAUUACAAAAACUGAAAAUAUGUUUAAAAAAUGAUUGUACCGGGUACAUAAACAGCUGGUUUUAAUUCUGUAGUAACUAAUUGACUCUAACUUUACCAGGGUCUCAUCCGUGUGCUAUCAACAAUGGAAAUUGCAGUGACUUGUGCUUGCUUACGCCGCAAGGAGGUCACCAGUGCGCAUGUCCAACAGGAGUGGUACUCAAACCUGAUGGGAAAAACUGCAAUUAUGGUAAGAGAAUAUGAUUGGUUGUGGUAGAGCGCCUAUAGCACAUAUUUCCUCAUUUUUAUAGGAAAGAAAUAUUCAUGAAUAUUCUGAAAAUUUCAGGAUACGAAUUCUCUUGUGAUUGUCUGACCAUUUCUUCUUUUUUCAGAUUUUUUUUGGGAACUUAGCUCCGACAGGUUUAUGCUUUUUGCUGAAGCAAAUAGCGGAGAAAUUUACAAAGUUCCCCUGGCUGUACCAGACACUCCUUGCUCUCCUCUGGGGAUCAAAACCAACAUAUCCAGACCAGUUGCAGUUGAUUAUGAUCCGAUUGAGGGCAUGGUCUACUGGACUGACGUGACAUUGCAGCAAAUCGUUAGAUCGUAUCCCAAUGGUUCGGAUCUUAAAGUAAUAGCGGAACGUAAUGUGCAAAAUCCUGAUGGAAUAGCAGUUGACUGGAUUGGACGGAUUGUUUAUUGGACUGAUUAUCGAACUAGUAAGAUUGAAGUGUCACGAUUGGACGGAUCAUACAGAUUUAGCCUCAUAACAUCUGGUUUGGACAAUCCUAGAGCUGUGAUCCUUGACAUCGAUGCUAGGUAAUCAAGAUCAAAUAAUGGAGAAUACAACUUAAAAGAUAUACUUGCGUCAAUGGAAACAUGUUCAAAAAUUUUCCGGUUUUUCUGAGGAAGCAGUUGUAACUUGUAUGGAACUCUGUCUGUUUUGUUCCCUUGUCUUGUUAGGGCUUCGCUAUUUUUUUAUCCGAAAAUCUUUUUGACUUAAGCCCCUAUAGGCCUCAUAAAAUAGCAAAGGCUGUUCUUGCAUGUGAAAGUCAUAAUUCUAACAAACUUACAACAAAUUUUUACAGUAGCGGCUAUUAAAUAUUGAAUCCUAAAGAACAAACCUUAAUAUAAACAGACAUAGAUGACAGAUAACCUAGUUAAUUUUAAUCAAAAUGGCGGAUGAACCCUUAAAUACCCUUAACUUCAAAAACGCGUGACUAACGGCCGCAGAAAUCACCAUAAGAUAAUGACUUGUUUCCCAACGUCCUUUUAAGACAUGUUCCCUUUAUUCUUUAUCUCUCUUUUGACCUCUCUGGUCUGUCUUGAUUUUUAUUUUAGAAAGAUGUAUUGGAGCGACUGGGGAGCCUCACCAAAGAUCGAACAAGCAAACAUGGAUGGCACAGCAAGGACCGUUCUGGUUAGUUCCGGUUUGUCAUGGGUGAACUCACUCGCUUUGGACUUCAAAAAUAGGCUGCUCUACUGGUGUGAUGCAAAACUCGACAAAAUUGAAAGAGUGGACUUUCAAGGGAAUAACCGCGUGCUAAUACUGGAUUUGUCGUCUAAUAAGGAUAGUUAUCAUCCUUUCGGACUCGCCUUAUUCGAGGAUACGCUGUUUUGGACAGACUGGAUUAAAAAAAGUGUUCAUAGCUAUAAUAUGACGUCUUCCCUCACUGAUGUUCUGGUCCAAGGAAUGGGAAGACCCAUGGAAAUCCACAUAUAUGACAAAAGUAGCACAACUUCGGGUGGGUGUCCCUUAGAAAUUUUGCUGUUUUCACUAUUUUACAAAGACAAAACCACGAAUAAUUCACAGUCCAUUCAGCAACAAAUACCAUUUCUAACAAUUUAGUCAACUCAGUGAAGAUAGCACCUUUUCAAUAAUAUUAGCUGCAUUACGUACCCUGGUAAAAGAAGCGUCAUUAAAAACGGUAAAUCUCGUCUCAAAGACUUUGCGAUAUUUUUUCCAGUUUUGACGAUUGACGGUUAAAUUUUACAGCGCUUUUGACGGUUCACGAUUAUUAAGUGGAAAUGUAGUCUAAAAGUUGAAGUAAAUAGUAACUUCUGUAUGAAUUGAUAUUAACUUUUGUGUUUUGAAGGUUGUCUUGGCCUUUCACUUAUAAAAUUUGGAAAUAUUUUCAGAUAUAAGCAGAUUGCAAAGUAUUGUAAUAUCUAGGAAAAGUGUUUUUGAGAACAUGUGAACUUGUUUUUCUAGUUUGGAGAUUCUUCAGGAGCCAGAAUCCAGGGAAGAUCAGCCGAAAGAGUGAUAUCUGAAAUACCUUAAACCUUAAUUAAUCUGCAUUUUUGACGGUUGACGGUAAAAAUGACUUUUUUAACGGUUGGUCGUUAAUUUUUAGGCUGUUUGACGGCUGACGGUUAAAGCUAUUGAGACCCUCUCAGAGCGAUAUAUUUUUUCAUCUCUCUUAUAGUAUCGUCCUCUACUUCGUAAGAGGGAAGUAGUGAAGAAAUUUUGCAAAAAAAAAUCGUUGAGAGUUUCUCUUUGCCAGAAUAUAGUUUGUAGAGGGGACCCCGGUAUUAACUAUAGCCAGAAAGUUGACGUUUGCCAUGUCCAAGAGCGAAACCAAACGUUCUGUUCAUUGUUAAAACUACAAGCUGGGUCAGCGACCUUUGUUUUGUAUUUACCCUGAAUAUUCACGCCUGUUUGCAUCUUGCAUUCACACAGGAACUACCCACUGUUCUCAUUUGAAUGGAGGCUGCAGUCACAUUUGCCUGCCAAACCCAAACGGUCAUCAGUGUUUCUGUCCGGAUGGGGUACAAUUGAAACCUGGUGACUCGUCGACAUGUCAAGGAGGUAAGAAUGACCCCAAAAAAGACUAGUGUUUUUUAGGGGUUUUUUUUGUUUCUUUUUCUUUUUCCUUUUCUUUUUUUGCGCAAUCCCCUAGCAGCUCUGAUCUGUGCUUAAAACACCGUGAUAGACUUAGUUAACAUGCAGUUUAUCUUAGGUGCAUCAGGGGCUAUGUUCAUUUAAUACUACUGUGGGGGUGUGUUCGAGCAACUCGCUCGCUACACGACGAGGUACCAGGAAUCUGAUUUACAUCUUGGCCUUUAUUCUUCUUAAUCUUCUUACAACUUCUGCUUACUCUACUUCUCCCUACUUUUCCUACUCUCUACUAACUUCUACUAGUUCAAGCAUAGUAGCGGUUUUUAAUAGCCAAAGCUGGACAUGUUUAGGUUAGCUGAUCGGAAGAGUGUCUAUUGUAUUUCUUAUCGCACACACUGCAAUAGGUUUGCUAUUGUCAGGGAAUAGAUCAGCCUACGCACAGCCGCAGCUGAUAAUUACCAAAGAACGAAGGUCAGCUCGAACACCACAAACACGACCACCUGUAACAUUCCUAAUAUGGCAACAAGUAAAUUCGCGAGCUAAGUAUAACUUCAAGUACAAGUAAAAACAAAAGAUCAAAACAGGAAAACAGUACGUGGACAAAAACAAAGACUUAAUGAAGCAAAAACUAAACUCAAAAGUUAAGAUAGAUCUGUCUUAAAAAUAACUUUCAAAAUACUUCACAACACUACCACAGUGGGAGUUAUAUUGAAAGUGUCGUUCUUUCUAAUCUCGGUUUCCUGUUUUCAUGUGAUUGCACGCUUUUAAAGUAAUAAGAAAACUUAAAGCUUGUUGCCUGCUGACCAUUCUGUAAAAUUGAGAGUUCAGAAUCGUAUUCCACUUUUUCUUGAAAGCAUGCUGGAAUAUUAUUAGUCUGGAUAUUACAAGGUAUACAGUGUUUUCAUGUCUCACACGUUGGGAAGCGCACCCAGUACUCAGAAAAGAGGGUCCUCGAUCACAGGUGAUGAAAGUAGGAGACUGGAAUGCUCUUUGGAGUUGGAAUUUAAUAAAGCGUUCUCCUUUCUUCAUUAAAUAGUGAACCGCUGUCCUCAACUGUUUACACCUGUGCAUGGUAGUUUGUUGCCUUGUUCUAAUUUGCCGGGGCAAUCCUGUGUAUUCUCAUGUGACCAGGGAUAUUUGCUGAGCGGUGCAAGCACCAGGACUUGCCAAGGCGAUGGUAGUUGGACUGGAGUACAAACACAGUGCACUGGUAAGUCGAGGUAACAUAGUUUACAGAGCAGAAGGUAAAGACCUGGUAACGACCAGCUGAAAUCUUGAAUCCCCGCAACUUAGUCUGUUCUAAAGUAGGUUGUGUUUGAUCGUCCGAAUGAACGUAGUCCUAAAUAGGACUGUUGGCGUUGACAGUGACUGACGUUUCUACGACCUGUGCGGUAGUCAUCUUCAGAGUCAAAGUGAGUUGUAUCACGGUUGAUGGUAUUAUACUCUGGUUGUUGAUCUGAUUGGUCAAUUACGUCGCGAUGUUAUUGGUCGUCUGUCAGUUAAGCCGUGACACAUACCGACCGAUUACUAGACCAGUCCCGAUCUCUCACAAGGCUACUACUAUCCGGACUUUGACGAGACGAGCGCAACUAGUUUGCGACUCGCCUGACAGCCUACAAGACGAGACUGGUUAUCUUAACAACGUUUUUAGUAAGAACAAUUACAACGCGAACUUUGUUAGACGGAACACUCACAGUAACGUUGAUUCAAACACUCAGACCAACGUCAACUCUGGUCCUGUUACGAAAGUGACUAUACCGUACAUCAGGGGCACAUCUGAAACUAUCGCACGUAUAUUACAACCUUACAAUAUACGUGUUGCACACAAACCGAUAACCACUUUACGACGACUACUUACUAAUGUCAAGGACAAAGACAAACCCGAGGACAGACAGGGAGCAGUGUCCAAGAUCAAAUGCUGCGACUGCCAGGCUUCUUACAUUGCUGAAACUGGCAGAAACCUUAGCACGUAUUCUACAGACUACUAUCAAUGUCUUACUUUAGAAAGCUGGCUUACUAACUUAGAACAAACGCCACUGAAUUGUAGCCAACAAUUACCAGCACCGUACAAACGACUUGUUGACGAGAUCAAGCAAAACUGACUACGAAAGAAAGACCGGAGAACUGACAAUUUGAUUAACAAUAGACGACUGUUUAACUGUGACAAUAGACGGAUCGAAACGCACCAAUUACGGGUCUUCGUAGCCAAUAACAUCACGGCUUAACUGACAGACGACCAAUAACAUCGCGACAUAAUUGACCAAUCAGAUCAACAACCAGAGUAUAAUACCAUCAACCGUGAUACAACUCACGUUGACUCUGAAGAUGACUACCGCACAGGUUGUCGAAACGUCAGUCACUGUCAACAACAACUGUCCUGUUCAGGACUACGUUUACCCGGACGGACAAACACAACCUACUUUUGAAAUGACUCCUGGGUUCAAGCCUUUCACAGUUUUAGUCUGUGUCUCCCGCGUUUCUCUAGCUUGGCUAAGAGGUAAUAGAGAUGACUGCUUCGCAGGCCCCUGGGAAUGGGACGGGGGUACUGCCAUGUAUGGGCUAUAUGGGUAUGUGCUGCUGUGAAGGGCAUGGUUUUCAAGCAGUUUACUCUGGGAUAGGGUACAUUAAUCAGGAAGUUUGGGUCUAGAAUAGGGUAUCGUUUAUAGUCAGGUGGCUAAAGACUCAGAUCUAUACAGAGUGGACAAAAGCACCAAACUUUGCAUGGUUGUAGCUUAGGGCAUGUUAGUCAAUAUAAGGAUCGGUGCCCACAGCUACCUCUUCGGGAUUUGCAGCAACUGCUCGCUGAAGUUCUUCAACAGCCUUCCAUGAUGGGUGGCCUGUGCCGAAAAUUGCAAUCAGUUGUUUUUUGCCAUUUUUUGAUGAAAAUCACAUAAAAAGGGAAGUAGAUGGAAAAAGAAACUGUAUUAACACUAUUAUUAUUGAAACCAAUGACUAAAACAAGUCAACUUAAUUAUACAGCAAUUAUGAUAUACCAUGGUGGAUAUCCUGUGCUACAAAUAUCAAUUCCUUGAUUUUUGGCAUUAUUUUGAUGAAAAUCACAUGAAAGACAAGAAAAUAAAAAAAGAAAUUGUAUUAUUAUUGAAACCAAUGACAAAAACAAAUCAACUAAAUGGAAAAUUCAAGGAAGAUGUUUUCAGACGUGUCCCAAAUAGCCUUUCAAGAUGGCGGCUUGAAGGUGUCUUUUCAUGGACUGUAAGUAUCUCCUAGAAUAAAUUGCCGUUUUUUAGGGUAAAUUGUGCACAAUUUGAAUCACGACUGGUUUAAGUGAAGUUUUCAGCUCUUCUUGGGGAUAAAUUUGUUAUCGAAAGCUACAUUUUCGCUUCAUAUUUUGUGCUGAUUAUGAAUGACUAUACUUAGUUUAUUGACUUACUGGUUAGUUAAAGGUUUCUGAAGCUGAGAUGUUUUCUACGCACCAGGAUGGAUAUUAACUGGGAUCGUUGUCAUAUUUGCCAAGAAUCAACAAAAGAAGAUUUGAGAAGCCCACUGGUUUAACGGUACAAGCAUUAAUUUAUAGAACGCUCCUUGAAAAUGUACUAAAAAGGCUGAAGUGCGAAAUAGGCAUACAUGUCAGAGAAACGCAAGAAGAAAAGUGGAGCAGCUUGGAAGGUCGAGGAAGACGAGAAAUUAAAUAAAUCAAGAGCAUUUGUUGAACUCACUGAGUACAGAGCAAAUGCAGUGGACAAUGAUACACGUUUCUUUAUACUUGCCGAACUUCAUAUUAAGCUGUAUUCGUUACAAACAGAGGCACACACAUUGCAGUCCCGCUUUAGUGUCAGUCUUACAAGCUCGUUUGGUGCCACAAUCUCCAACUGGCUGUUUCUGAUCUGCUUCAACAUGCGUUUUUCUCUUUUCUAGUUUGCUUUUUCUAACUUGGACGUAAGGUGACAGGAUUGAUGCCACUUUGCACUUCAGUAACGUGUUUACUACUGUAGUGAUUUCAAUAUGAAACUUAAUGGACCUUGUCACGGUUUUCGACGCCAUCUUGACGAGUAGGCAAACAAGUGAGAAAUUACAGUGUUUGUAUGAGAAUCUAAUGUCGAAUAAUUUCCGUAGAACAGCUGUUCUGAAAAAAAAUACGAUUUGUAAACUAAAGCUUCACUCCUAAGGAUUCUCCUGAAAAAAUUUGAGGGCGUUACAUGCCCUAGAAGACCUAGAACCACUUUUUAAAAUUUUCUAUACAUUUGUCUGUAAGAAAGUCCCGGGAAAAUUACAGACAAAUAUAUGGAAAAGCUAAAGCAAGCCUCUGGAGAAAUUUAAGCACAGGUACGCCCCCCAAAUUUUUUAGAACAAUCCUUUGCUUUGUAGCUUUAGUUUACAAUUGAUAUUUUUUUCAGAACAGCCGUUUUACAGAAAUUAUUCUACAUUGGAUUCUCAUACAAACACUGCAAUUUCUCACGUGUUUGCCUACUCAUCAAGAUGGCGUCGAAAACCGUAACAAGGUCUAUUGCAACAAGACGGCACAGUCCUCUUUCUUGAAUUCUAGUAGAUUGUCAAGGAGCGGUCUAUAAAUAAUUGUUCCGUUAAAUCAAUGGGUUUCUCAGAUCCUCUCUUUUCGAUUCUCACCCUAGGUAAAUAUGACAACGAUCCCAACUGAAUUCCAUCUUGGUGUGUAGAAACUAGUUUUAACUCAAUCAUGAUAACACUGAAAUCAUGCUUAUCUUGUCGAUGUACCGUACUCGUCCACCCUUUAGCGACGUCAUUAUGGGUAAUGCAAGGCUAAGAACCACCACCAACAAAGCCUGGGAGUAGUAUUUGAUGACAACUUGCUGUUUGACGCACACAUCUCAGCAUUCUUUUGCAGAUUAUCGUUUCACCAACUCAGGAAUUUAUCAAAGAUAAGAAAGUGUCUCACACAGGAGUCUAGCGAAAUUGCAGUGCAUGUUUUUAUUACAUCUAAAACAGACUAUAAAUUGCAAUUCUUUGCUCUAUGGUUGUAGGAAAAUGCACUUGAAGGAACUUUUGAUAAUAUGUUCAGAACACUGCCCCUAGGAUCGUUACUCGGACUCGUAAACUUUGCGAACACAUCAUUUAUUUGACCUUCACUGGCUUCCUGUUAUCAUGUUGUUUUUAAACUUAUUUUGUCAGUUUUCAAAUCACUUAAUACCCUUCCACCUAGCUAUCUAGCGGACAGUUAUCGAAGGCCUUCCAGGAACUUGUGGUCCGCAUCUCAGCAGCUCUUAGAACAACCUCGAAAACUCACGGGGAAAAGACUUUUUCAGUGUGCCCCCCUAAACUGUGGAACUCACUACCAUUAGCUAGAUUUUCACAAGUCACCAUCUUUAGCCAGUUGAAACGAAGGACUGAGAACAUAUCUUUUUACGCAAUUUUUAGAGAGUAAGUCAGUACUUUUGUAAAUAUCUGCAGAUCAUAUACCUAUACUUAUAGAAUGUAUAUUUAGUUUUUUGCACGACUUAUUAUCAUUAUAUAUAAACUUUAAAGGCAAAAUAAUUUUAGAACAGAUGAAUUCUUGUUUCCUUCUCUUGUUCUUUGUGAAUUGCAAAUAGAUUUUAAUACAUGUUACUUCAUGCUCGAGAUAUAAUUUUUUUUCCUCUUUAACAUUGUAAAACACCAUGUGCUCAGGAUAUGGGCGUUCUAGAAAGAAGCUAUUUUUACUAUUAUUAAUUUUAACCAGUACGAAAAUAAACUCAGUAUAGUCAUUCAUAAUCGGCACAAAAUGUGAAGAGAAAAUGUGGUUUUCGAUAACAAAUUUAUCACCAAGAAGAACUUAAAAUUCACUUAAACCUGUGGUGAUUCAAAUUGUAUACAAUUUCCCCUAAAAAAUGGCAAUUUAUUCUAGUAGAUACUUACAGUACAUGAAAAAUAAUAAUAAUAAUAAUGGCAAAAAAAAGGAAUUGAUUUUUUUGCACAGGGCACCCACCAUGUACGUCAUAAUUGCUAUAUCAUUAAGUUCACUUGUUUUAGUCAUUGGUUUCAAUAAUAAUAGUGUUAAUACAGUUUCUUUUUCCAUUUACUUCCCUUUUUAUGUGAUUUUCAUCAAAAAAUGGCAAAAAACAAGUGAUUCAUAUUUUCGGCACAGAGCACCCAUCAUGGAAGGUUGUUUAACAACUUCAGCGAGCAGUUGCUACAAAUCCUGAAGAGGUGGCUGUGGGCACCGAUCCUAAUAUUGACUUACAUACCCUAAGAUGCACCAUGCAAAGUUUGGUGCUUUUGUCCGCUCUGUAUAGAUCUCGCCAAAAUUUUGCACUAAGCCACCGGACUAUUUCCAAGAAACUGAUCAAAUGGUUUCCGAUUUUAGUCUAGACUAGGGCGGAAACCGGGAAUUGCCACACGAAAAUAUAAGAAAAUCAAAUCGGUUUUGUUUUGGCUAGACUGUACUAGUGACCUCAGUAGUUCCUGGAAAACAGCUACUCUAGGAUAGGGGAGAUUUGGGGAGUUUAGUAUAGUAUAGGGUAGGAAAAUCUGCUGAACUAGCUCUGGUAUAGGCUAAGGGUUCCAGGGUCCCCCAAAAUUCCUAAAGUAUCCCCCGGGUUCGCAGUCUACUAACCUGAUGGAUAAAUGUCCACUUCAUAUUUCGUUCAGUUGUCAAGUGUCCCGCCCUACCAACACCUUACAAUGGUACCCGUCAGGGAUGCUCAGGCGCAUCCACAGAAACCUACAACACUGUCUGCCAGUUUUCCUGUCAUCCCGGUUUUGUCAGUUUGGGCUCCUCAUCUAGGACAUGCCUUCAGAACGGAAGUUGGAGUGGCCAAGAUUUUGUUUGCCAAGGUAAGAAUAUUAUUAGCGCAUUCGGCAUAAGCUUUCGUUAAAUUUAUGACGCUGGAAAUUUAGGGACUGGUCAAAAAGUAUAGGGGGGGGUGGGCCGGAGCAUAUGGAAAUGUGGUUGAUAAAAAACACAUGACCCACCCCCUCCCUUCGGCACAAAAAUGACUGACCCACCCCUAAAGCAAGGUUGGAAAUUGCAUGACCCACCCCCUAGUUAAAACAUGGAUGUUUGGUUUCCUCUAAGGCCAUCCCCUUUUUCCUCUUCGUUUACCGUCGAAUGCGUUUCCUGAUAUUGGGUCGGUCGGUCGGAUUGAUAAAAAAAAAACUUUAAAAAAAAUCACAAGAAGUCUCGGAAUAGUGGGCCCUGGUACCCCAGGACGACGUUUAAAGUUAACAUUCACAUAUUUGGGUCGGUCGGACGACGGUAAACGGAGAAAAAAAAGAGGAUUGCCUAACCUUGUUCUGUGCUUGACAAAAUUUGUUUAUACACUGCUACAACUCGGAUCAAAAUCACAGAAAUCAUACCUUUCACUGAAAAGACAAAUGUGAAAAACCGAACAUUUCUUGUUUCGAUGGACGUUAUGAGUCUUGACACAAAUAUACAGCAAAACGAGGGUAUAUUGAAAUUGUCUGUCACAACGCAUAUGAAAAUUUCUACAAAGACAACCCAUUCCUACACAUUACUUGCCGGAAAUUCUUAGAUUAAUCCUCAAAGAAAAUAUCUUCCACCUCAAUGGAAAGCACUACCUACAAAACCAUGGAACUGUAAUGGGCACAAAGACAGCAGUUUUGAUUCCUUUGCCAUUAUUUUCAUGACAUAUAUAAUAUAUUGAAACAACAACUCUAAGCAAAACUGUCUUUAGAACAACAGUUUGGAAAUGCUACAUACACGAUGUCUUUUCCCUAUGGGACAUGAGUAAACCAGACAUCGAAGCCUUCAUUGAACAAGCAAACUUACAUCACCCAACUAUUAAAUUCAUGGCCGAAACAUUUGACACUGAGAUGCAGCGUUUUUAGACACGGUUGUAUACAAAGGCACAAGAUUCAAGAAAAAUCUAUCCUUGAUGCAAAGACACAUUUUAAACAAACGGAAACCUUCUUGCACACACAUUUCACCUCGUGUCACCCUCCAAGUGUUAAAAAAGGAUUUGUCAAAGGAGAAGCCUUGAGAAUCCUACGAAAAAACUCCUCAGAAACAACCUUUGAGGAAAAUAAUUCAAAAAACGCUUGAUGGACGGAGGCUACCCACAAACUUUGAUAGAAGACCUACUAUCAGAAAUAAAAUUCACAAAAACGAGUCUAAACUCCUUAAACAAAACCUACAAGGAGGAAAAAGAUUUAUUGCCAUUUGUGACACAAUACCAACCCUCAGUGUCUACUAUAAAGGAAGCUUGAAUAAUAAAAAUGGAAUCUUAUACAAAGCCAACCAUAACUUUAAUAAAUUUUUAAAGAACCACCAAUCAUCUCCUUACAAAAAAGGAAAAUCAUUAAAGGAGAUGCUUGUUAGAGCCAAAAAAAAAAGGUUAACAAAGGGUUCACGGGAUGUGCGGUCUGUCACCCGUUGCAUUUUCUCGCACAACAGGUUUGUGAGUAUUUUAGCAAUAAUUCCAGCUGGCUGUGUUUUAUAUAACAAGUGUGGUCAACUGUCUCGUUAGUACAGUUAGUGCUUAUUUAUGUAAUAAAAUAGGGUGACCCACCCCCUAAGGGUAGCUGCAAAUUGCACGACCCACCCCUUGCACAAGGCUCAAAACCUCAUGACCCACCCCCUCUCUGCUCCGGCCCACCCCCCCUCCUAUACUUUUUGACCAGUCCCUUAGCAAGAGUGUAGUAAUUGAAGACAACCAAAGAAGCCUGCAGUCCUAAUCUAUAAAAGAUUGCUAUUACGCAUGUGCGGUAAGUAUGUAGCCAGCACUUGUUUGGGCUUCUACUAAGAAAAAAGGAAAAACGCAUAGAACGCAAUCUAAUCACGCGCCUUUGGACCUUCUAUCAAGCGAAGCUUACGCAAAGCACAGCGAUUGAAUUUCACUUCCUAACCUUUGGUUAAUCAAUACUAGUUUAAAUUGUUUCUUCGGGUCAGACUUACAAUCCUGCAAGUUAUCCCUUCUCUUUGCGAAAACAAUUAAACACAAAACGGAAGACAUCUAAGAAAUUUAAGAUCUAGCAAACUUCAACUACAAGUGGAAACGUUUAAGACAAAUCGGUAUGAUACGUUAAAGGAGCUAACACUGUAUUAUGUCCUCUACACGAAUUUGCAAUUGAAGGAACCCUUAAAAUAUCAGGUAAAAGCGACCUUCUGAGCAUGAAUAAAUGGUAAAGCAUGGUUUAGGCUGGAGACCUGAUUGGCAUAAUUUGCCCAUUUUGUGUCUUUAAUUUUUUUUUGCCUUGUUUGCAGUGCAUCAGAUGUCAUUUAACUAUCACAAGUAUGUAAAAAAAUUUCUUUUUUUUUUCUACAUGUCAGCGGUCAUUUGUCCCCCUCUGGUGACUCCACCCAAAUCCCUUUUGCUGACCCCUUCCUGUGGAAGUACUUAUGGAUCAGGUUGCCGAUAUUCCUGCCAAAGUGGUUAUACUAGCUUCACCGGAAAUGUCACAAGAACGUGUUUGCUGAACGGUCAAUGGAGUGGAAAUAACAUAAACUGCACAGGUUGUUACAUAACAGAAUGUAAUCCUAGACAAUUUUGCCUGGAUCAAAGCUCUUAUAGCUGAACAAAAGUCAUUCAAACUAAAGCAACGGCUAAACUAGUUUACUUGGAAGCCCAAUUUAAAAACCAUCAUUUUCCAGUAACGCUUUCCGAUUUCCCACCACGAAAGAACAGAGCAGUUUUCUUAUUUUAUAAUUCAUAAUAUGAUCUCAUUAUUUUGUUAGCUUGGUUCAUGAUUGACAUGUUGUCAAGGCCUGUUCUAAUGGUAUUUAUUUUAGGCAAUUUGUUUUCUUCUUUCUAAAGACACUCAACCCCCAAACUUUGGUGCAACAUGCCCGGCAAAAACAUUGUUAGCCUAUGCCGAGAGAGAAAUGCUUUCUGCCCUGGUGAACUGGACCCAGCCGGUUGCCACUGACAACUCAGGAGUUGUCAAAUCAGUGACGUCAAAUUACCAGUCGCCAACAAGGUUCAGUCAAGGAACUCACUUGAUCACCUACACAGCUGUGGACCAAUCAGGAAACAUAGCCAACUGCGCGUUUUCAGUCAUCAUUUUAGGUAACAAAGACUGUAUCCAAUAAUAUUCAUUAGCUCCGUUUAAUUGUUCUUUGUCCGUCAGCGUGUGCAGUCCACUGCACUUCCUGAGGUUUCGACCUGGGGCAUUUCAGACCGCUCGAAGUUAAAACUUUGGAUUUACGUGCUAUAUCUGUGACUGAAUUAACUGAGGGCCCUUACCCUUGAAUACGCUUAGUUAACGUUUUGUUUGACUGUCGUUUUGUCUUAUUCUAGGUGUUUAUCAACAGCAAUAAUAGUGAUAUCCCUUUUGUAUCUCUUGUUGGUUAGUGAUCAAUUGCACAUCUCUACGAGUUAGUCCUGGAGGUCCUUUACAAAUGGACAGUUGUGGUGAUCAUUAUGGCUCAAGGUGUAACUUCUCCUGUGCCGUUGGAUACCGUUUGAAUGGGUCUUCAACGGUGACAUGCAAUGCCCCUGGUAACAGCCCUCCGGGAGUCUGGGACAGUCCUAUUCCUGUAUGCCAGGGUACGUUUUCAGGGUACAAUAUUGAUGUCGUGCUUUUCAUCUCUAUUUCAAUAUGGAAGCAAUAGACGCUUGGAAACCAUUUAAACCGUUUUCAUGGUAGGAUGCUGACGUCAUGCUGUUCAUCUCUAUUUGAAUAUGUUAUACGGAUAGUAGAACUGUGAGCAGAGCUUUCUUUCCCGCUUUCACGGCUUCUAGCAUUUAAGAAGUCCUUGGACUAAUAAGCCAUGCGAACGACUGCAUAAAAGUUCGCAUGGUAGCUCGACACCCACCCUAUUCGGUUUACUCCGCAAACUAGUGUUCUGUAUAAUCCUUUUUUCAAAAGUAUCAGACGAGUGUUUAAAAUUUAUUUCUUCAUUAGAAAUUACCUGCCCAUCUUAUCCAGAUCUAAUCAAUGGAAUAAAACGUGGCUGUACUGACCCAGUGUCCGAACGCUAUAGCGCAAUUUGUAGCUUCUCUUGUAAUGUUGGCUACAAUUUGACCGGCUCGUCAAGGAGACAGUGCCUGGAAAAUGGAACGUGGAGUGGGGUGGCUCCAACUUGUCAAGGUAAGUAUUAUGACACCGCUCAUAGAGGAGGUAUUUCUUACGAUGACAAAAUUGGCUAACUUAACUAAAUUAAACGCUGUAGGGGAGAGGUUUUUAUCAUAAAUAUUGUCCUUUGUAUUCCUCAAUUUGUGGGGGUGGGCGUUCUACCCCGAGUUAAAUUGACAAAAAUAAAGCCUUCUCCUGGGUAGUGUGCCUCAAAUUUUUGACUCACACAUUCGCAUGUCAUUCAGUUAACGCGUUCAUGUUGAUUCAGAUAUGAAACUUUCCCAGUGGUGGGUGUUGUUAUGGAAGGCAUUUUGAUACUAAAGUAGUGACUGCUUUUUCACGACACUGCACUCACACAUCGGCUGCACGGCCUGUAGUAGGAAAGUAAAUUACAGGCGGCGAAUGUAUUAAGCGCGACGCUUUUUUGUGGACGCUUUUUGUUUUCUGAAUAAAGUAAUGCUACGUCGGCCAUUUUGAAGUCGCGCUGAAAGGCUGGGACGAUGUUGUCUCAAAUUGCGUUGUGGGACUGUUUUGGGGACUAUUUUUGAUCCAGUUUCCUUCGCAACUGCAGUCGCCAAGAGAAUAAACUAGAUAAACAAUCCCAUGGUGCAAUUCGACACAACAUCGGCCCACUCUCAAUCUCAAAAUAGCCUAUGAAGGAAAUUUUUUUUUUUUCUUAAAUCACAUAUUGCAGUGGUAAACUGCAGUGCAAUCACGCCUCCUGCAAAUGGUGCGGUGUCUCCACGUUCGUGUUUAUCAAGAAGCACUUACGGCCAGUCCUGCAGUUUUUCCUGCAAGACAUCAGGCUACGUUCUAGAGGGCACUUCGACAAGGGUAUGUGACAAGAACGGAAAGUGGACUGGGAACAAGGACACUUUUUGUCGAGGUAUCCGGAGUAAUUUCUUCUUUAACUGUUACACUACGAAAACUUUUUUUUUGCUUUUAACCUGUUGCCAGGUUUUUUUAUUGUUAUUAUUAUAGAAUUUUUUACAGCGGUUGCAAAAAAUAAUAAUGAAAUAAAAUGAAGAAAAAUUAGAGAAAAAAUUACAGUAAAUAAAACUGCAUGUAAGCCGAGAGCCGAGGAAACGAAGCAUUAAUCACUACUUUUAACAUCAUUACUACGCUAAACAAAAACACAAGUUAACACACCUACAUCGCUAUACACUAACACUAAAUACUAAACACUAGACACUAGGCAAGCGUCACUUGAAGAAACAAAUAAGAAAAGCUACAUUGGUGGAAAUUGUUGUCGGUGAAGCGUGGUGAUAGCUAAAGUUCCAUCAACAGCAGUAGAGGUUCCCAUUUUUUAUUGUGGAAGUGGAGUUUGUUAUUUUUGUUCACAAUGAAACGUACUAUUUGGUAUGUUUUUUGCAUUUUGCAAAUAAAAGGCUAGUCGAGAGGGAUGAUAUAUUUUGAACAAAAAAUAAAGAUAUUUACUCUCGAGAAUAAUAUAAUUAGCAAGAAUACUGUCAUCAUCAUCCCAGCAAAAAUGGCCAAAUAACCUAUCCUUAAUGUCGAAGUUGGUUGAGACUAGGUCUUGCGAUUUAAGAAUAGUGUUAACCUCAUUCCAGAAAGUGUUAACCUUUUCGCAGUGAAAGAGGAAAUGUUCUAGUGUCUCUAAUUCUUCAUUGCAGAAGUAGUGUAAUAGAGUUUUAGAUAAAACAAAUUUGAACAACAUGACAUUUGUGUAACAGAUUCUAUGAAGUAUUUUGGAUUAAAACUCUCUUAACUUUGUGUCCAGCGUUAUUUUGAAAAAUAAUGAGUACACUCUUUCCCAAUCUAACUGAAAAAUCUCUGCAUAAAUCUUUAAGAUGCAAUUAAAAACUGUCCCAAAUCGUUGAAGAGAUUUAAAAAGCAAGUCCAAACUCAGGGAGUCAAAAGCCUUCUUAAAGUCUAUGGCGGACAUUAUCGCUUCAUAUCCCUCCAUUUCCGUAUAAUCCAUGACGUCGCUUAUUAUUCCAACGGCAUCAAAAAUCGUUCUUCCUUUCACGAAAGAUUUUGGUCCUGAUGGACUACAUAUGGCAGGACUUUUCCUAAUCUCUUUGCGAUCAGCUUUUGAGCCUAUUUUAACGCCUACGUUUACUAGAGGUAUCGGCCUCCAAUUUUUGAUAACUCGUCAAUCCCUGUCUUUCUUCUCUAUGAGGGUUAUUAUAGCUUCUUUCUGCGAGGUUGAUAACUCCCCAUGAAUGUAAGAGUAGUUCAAUGAUUCGACCAGUAAGUAACCUAUUUCUGGCCAGAAAAAUUUAUAAAACUCAGCUGAGAGUAAUAACUUGCCUUUAUUUAUUUAACCGUUAUUUAUCUCUAUAGUAAGUGAGAUUAAAAAUCGAUGUACGUAAAAACUAAAUAGCAUCAAAAAGGACCUAUCCCAUUUAAGCAAAAUCUUUACAGACAACUACCACAGGUUUACUGUUCCAUGGACUCGAAUAAAUUAGGAAGAAGUGAAAGACAUAUAAGACAUAAAUCUCGCUUAAAACUGUCUAUGCGCAUCCUUCUCUUGUUUUCUUUAUUAUUAUCCUUAAAUUUAACAUGAUCUUUGUCGAAACAAAAUCUGGUUGUUUUCAGACAAUACGCCUCCUUCUUUUAACGGCAGUUGUCCAAGAAACAUGGUCGUUUCUGUUCCUAAGUGUUCGUCCAGUACUUUGGUCUCGUGGAAUGAACCAAUAGCAAGAGAUAACUCUGGUGACAUGACCUUAAGCUACUCAGCAGUGCGUCCUCCAGCCAAUCUAAGUAUUGGUCUGCAUUAUGUUCACUAUUCUGCAGCAGACGCCGAGGGAAACAGAGCAAACUGCAGCUUUGUGGUGCAAGUCAUAAGUAAAUAUACCCAUCAAUAAUUCUUUUAUUAUCCCUUCAAAAUAACUCCAAGUUUAAAAACAAGCUAAAACAAGCUAACCUCGGUCGAUGUAAGUUCAUAUCGAUAAUGCAUCUUUAUCGGGAAGUUCAGGAGAUUAAGGUCUGCUCAGGUCUGCAAAUAUACUCCAAAUAGCAGAUGUUGUCCUUUGAGUUGUCUUCUUGCUGUUCUUGCGAUGUUUUUAAACAAUAUUUCGCCGUGAAACGAGUAAAACGUUCCGAAACAGUUCCUCCAUUUUGUUCUAACUACCAAAACAACUUAAUCUCGUCCCCAGGUUUUCUUGGUCAACGGUUCAAUAAUCUGCAACCAGGCUGCACUUUUGACGUCAUUUUGAUGUCUUCGGUUCAAGAUGAUAAAAUUCUUUCCAAAUUUGGUCAACAACGGCUGGUUAUAGCGAAUUAUGCGUGUGGUUUUAACCAAUCAGAAACAGGGAAAUAUUUUGAAUGGAUAAUAAUGCCAUUUAUCGAUAUGUAGUUGCUUCAAUUGCUUAUGACUCCUAUCUUACACAAACGUGCUCACCGCCUACACUACUCCAUCAUGGAAGAUAAAUAUCCCUACAGCAGGCCACUGGCACGCUCAAACAAACUAUUUAAAUAUUUUAUAGUGUGUAAGGGAUUGCAUGGCAACAUCAAUAUCACCUUUCGGGGAAAUGUGGGGAGGACAGGAAGGCGGGAUAUCGGGAGAAUAAGGCCAGGAGGGAUACGGAAAGCGGGAGAGGAAAGAGCAGUAGGAAGAGUUUUAAAACAUCGGAAUGCGGGAUAAAUAGGGGAGAAUUACGCAUUAAUGCUUAGUAUUUUGCGAUCUAAAGAGGGCUAAAGGGAGGAAUCCAAGAAUAAAAGGGCAUAACCCGGGAAUGUAACAUGUCCUCCUGCUGAAAUGACCUCAUACUUAUGAGAUGCCCACAGAAAUCAAGUUUACGGUCUUGUAAAGACGUAGUAAUUGAUGGAAUGUGUUUAUAAAGUCCUUACUUGGUCAAAAAUCUUUAAAUGAAAUAUUUAAGGCUGAUCUAAGGAGCCUUGUACAACAGUCAAUCCAUAUCUCAUCGUUCCUCUUGGGACAAUGUCUCUAUGUCUGUGCAGCAUUCAACCCCUCAGUAAGGUACCUGCAACAUACAUUAAUAAGCUAUAUGUUUAAAGUAUUUUGUGUUCAUUUUCGCAGAAAGGUCGUGCCUGGUCCUUCAACCGCCAUUAUAUGGCGCCAUAACUUCUCUUUCAUGUGGAUCUGCCUACGGUUCUCAAGCUAUUAUCGCUUGUAACGAGGGACAUCGACAGGUUGGCUUACGAAUUCGGUCAUGUGAAGCAAAUGGUACUUGGUCAGGCAAUACAACUACCUGUGAAAGUAAGAACCUUAAGAAAACACAGCAUCUGUCUCGUCCCCAGUCAUCUAUCACAACCUCUCCUCGUGGCGCGCGGGGUGUGAUGUGAAGGAGGAAAAAGAGAGAGAGAGAGUCUUCCAGUCACCUCUUCUCCCUUCCCAUUACCCCCUGCUCCCGCCGCGCGUCACGCGUAGACCACUGGGGACGAGUCAGACACAGCAUAUCCUUUGCAAUAAAUUAAUUGCAACUCAUACUUUACUUUGACAACUGAUAACGGUUCCUAAACGAACUCAGUUGUUGAUGCAUUAAUUUACGCCGAUGAUAAGGCGCCAUGAUGCACGUUGAUCUUUGUGUAACAUUUAAACAGUAACAACAAUUUUUAAAAAUGUUUUUGAUUGUCAGUGGGUAUUCUAAGUGUGUAGACGAACCAUCACGAACACUUGCUUUCCAGCCCACUUCUUCCGGGCCUCGCUGAGAGCUGGUAAAGUAAACUGAUCUAAAAAACCAAGUCACAAAUAAAUUUCUGAUCGUAUUCCUGAAACCGAGGUUUUUUUCCUAACUGUCAAUGUUAUAUUCUAGCUCUUUCAUUUUUUCAUACAGAAACUAAAAUUAUGAAAAAAUGAAUAAAACAAAGAAACACUUCUUUAGUCGAAUUCCCUUCUUUAGUUCGUCGGCUUCUAUUUUGGUACAAUAAACGGCAAAAAGCCUGGUAAUGGCCGUUUUUAUACUAGACGACGCAUUAUCCGUCAAUCAGUGACAUCGUCCUAAGUAUAAAAACGGCCAUAGACGCAUUAUCCGUCUGGACGAACUUGGGCAAAUUUUUUGUAUUUCGUCUGGUUAUGCGUCUUAAGUAUAAAGACAAGCACAAGAUGCAUUAUGCGUCUGGGCGAACUUUCCUUCGAAAUACGUCUUGAACGACGUACUACGAAAGGUAGUUCCUCUGGACGCAUAAUGCGUCUUGUGCUCUUCUUUAUACUAGAGACACAUACCCAGACGAACUACAAAAAGUUUGCCUAAGUUCGUCCAGACGGGUAAUGCGUCCUUAGUAUAAAAACGGCCAAUGUGAUUAAACGUAUUUCUUGGAAUUAUUUUCUAUCUAGUUGUUAAGUGCCCUUCCAUCAAAGCUCUGGCCAACGGAAAAAUCAGCCCCGCUCCCUGCAGUCUUUCUGGGGGAGUAAGUUAUAAGACACGUUGUUUUCUACAAUGUGAUGUCUCAAACGGGUAUCAACUUGAGGGUCCCACGCAAGUAUCUUGCCUUGCAAAUGGCUCUUGGAGUGGAAACAUUAGCAAUAUUACCUGUAAAGGUAAGUACCAAAAGUGCUGCUGAUAAUGACUUAAAAUUGGACUUUUUUAAAUGUAGAAUCUUGGAUCAUCUCCUUUGCUUUAUUGCUUGAACCUUAGGUUGCACUGGCACAAGUACUUAGCGUACUGAUACACUUGAACAAACGUUUUUUCCCAUCUGUGAAAAUAACUAUGUAGUUUUGCUUUUAUACUACUACAUGAGAAAUUUCUGCAAUUUGAUUAGCCUAGAGCAGUGGCAUUUCAGCUUAAUUUGAAAUACCUGCAUGUGAAAAUUACCAAACCUUUGCGGGUAGUAAUAUAAAUAAAUAAUAGCAUGAUUGAUUUGUACCUGAUAUUUGGCUUAAAUACCACUCGUGAUAUUUCAAAAUUGUCUCAAAUUUCACUCCCCUAACGGCUCGUGAAAUUACGUAUAACAUUUCGAAAUAUCACGAGUGGUAUUUAUGCCAAAUAUCACUACAAAUCAUGCUAUUACCUAUACUUAUUUCUAAAUACGUAACUACAACAGAAAAAAGAAAAAAUUGCUCUUUUAACAGAUAUUCAACCUCCCAGCAUUCAAUGCCCACCUAACAUGGAGACUCCCACAGCCGCUGGGAAAUCAUACGCAAUAGUCACGUGGCAGGUUCCAGUUCCAACCGACAACUCUAAAGGACCCUUGAAUCUUAGUGGCCUACUUCCUCCACAGCGAAUGAAUGUUGGCACAAACUUAAUCAGAUACGAUGUCACUGAUUCGGAAGGGCUUAAAGUGGACUGUGUUUUCUCCAUUCGAGUUAAAGGUGAACUUAGUUAAACACAUUUUGCGCCUUAUAAAAUAACAUUUGUGAUACUCCUUAAAACAAGGUUAAGUUUUAUGUUGGGAAAACUUGUCGUUGUUGUUUUGUUUUGUUUUUUUUUGUUCACACUUUUUUUUUAUCUUUGUGGUCUAAGGGUCUAUAACAGAUGGAGAAAAAACCAGGCCCUUGGUCUAGUCGGAGAGGUCCGAACUCUUAUGAAUAUAAAUGUCUUACGGGCGAAUUCCUUUUUGAAAUGAUCACCAACUUUCAUCUUGUAGCUUAACAAUGAAACUUGCGAUGCGAGUUGCCUCUCACUGGACGUGACAAAAUCUGGACAAAUCUGUUUUAACACCUUACAAGGAAACCAAUAUGGCGGACGUCACGUCAUGUGAAAACAUGCCGUCAUUUUUCGAUUAACAAAAUAUUCUGGCUCCACCUCUGAGAUUCCAUUGCAGGGCAGAUUUGUUGAGAGUUGAUUGUAUUUUCCAAACGUUAUGUAUUUACAUGAACAGAUGUAGAACUCCCCAAGAUUGGUCCCUGUCCUGGUGAUAUCAAGAUUAUAUCAACAGCCAGAUGGCAGAAGCUCGUCCUGCCGUCAGUUAAUGUCACAGAUAACGUGGGUGUGGAGCUCUUCUCAACAAAUAUUAAAAAUGGAAGCGAGGUGACAUGGGGAGACUAUAAAGUCACUUACAAAGCACUAGACAAAGCAGGAAAUGCUGCGCAGUGUAGAUUCCUUUUCACUAUAGCUGGUAGGUAAUCCUUAUGCAGUAAUUUUCAAGGAGCGGCUAUAGCUUAGGUGGGAGGGGGAGGGGAUGAUAUUUCCAGAAAAUCCGCGUAGUACGCUGUGUGUUUUUGGAAACCUUGUUUUUAUUUUUGACCGAAGUAAAUUAUGUAUAACAUUUUCUUCGUCGUUUAAAACCUAUACCGAAAUUCCAUAAACUACUCGAUCCAAACCUGACCUUAAAAGCCCGUACACUCUGAUACAUGAUUCCAUCUACCUAGCAAAUAAUUUGGUUUGCGUCCACAUUUAAGAAGUUCUUCAAUUAUUAAUGUUGCGUCUCUUAUGAGCUCUUCCUAAUUCUUCACGUCGGUUCCAGUCCAGUGGGACUUACCUAAUCCCAUUUAAGAGAAACACAAUUUAAGCCCAAUAAAGCUAAUUGAGCAUACUUUUUGGCACUGCACAUCUACAUAUAUAGCUCACUCAAAAGAGAGACCAGUUGAUAAAUUACACUUUUCUCUAAAACGAACGAAUGAUAUCAGUCAUAUCAUUAACUAAUUAUAAUUUCCAUUAUUUAUUACAAAAGAUUCACCAUGUGAAGAGCUUGCGCCACCUAAGAAUGGAGCCAAAGCGUGUGAAACGUGGAUGGCUGGACUUACGUGCUCGGUGCAUUGUAAUAACGGAUAUGGAUUUGCGAACCAACCUCGUCCCGUAUAUAUCUGUAGCCCUACCACUGGAGAAUGGUUUCACGCAAGAACAAACAAAGGAAAGAAACCGUCCCUUCCUGAUUGCUCAAGUAAGGAAAUGCAUUUGAAGAGUCAACUCUCUUUAAGAUAAACUUGACCGUUGUGACCGGAGACUGGACAACAGCAGGGAUCAACUUUAGGGGUACUUAACAUUUACAUAGGGAAAGCCGGAAAUACCGAUCCCUUUGAAAAAUCUACUUUUGCGCGCCAUUCCGUUUUGGGAAGCUCCAAGCUUUCCACUCUUUUUAGGGUUUUCAGCCGAUAUGGAUAUACUUUGUAGCGGAUCGUUUUCCCAUGAUGUAAAAUUUUAUAAUUUUCUGUUUAAAGUGGUUUUUGUAAAUGGUGAGCACCCCUGGUGUCCUAUUUUAGAGAGAUGUUCGUCUGAUAGAAGCUUCCUUUAAGAGAGAGUUGCCUUUAUUAAUCUUAACCGUAUAUAUGAAGAAAAGCGACCUGAAUUUGAGAACAAUAGGUGUUUUUUUGUAUUUUUAUUUUUGAUCUGCUCUUGCCUUGUAAGGACAAAAACGAUCAACGUGAAACAACAUCAUCUUGUAACUUUAGCCUUAUCGCAAAACUGAUGGGCUUAAUGUCUACUAAAAUCAAGGAACCUAGCUUAAACGCAGUAUUUACUUUCCAUAAAGGCGCCUACGUUACAGGUAAGCAAUUAACAUAUGAAUAUCGGUUUACUCAACAAGGGUAACCAAAGACAUUCGAAAAGUUGGACGGUUAAUGAUCACUUGGGUGCCCCACCUCAUUAAGUUUGUUGCGUCGUAACCCAUUAAUUUUUUAAAUUCUUUUUCUCCAUAAUAGAGAUACACAUACCCAAAAGUGCUUUGUGGAACGGGCAAUACCACUAUCUCACUGACAAAUGCGGCGGAGAAGAAAUGAGAGAGGAGAUCGCAAGGAACUUCAUAGAAGUUUUAAUGAGAACAACGUUUGGCCGUGCUGGAGCUUGUAGUGACGUCUCUCAGUGUAAUGUUCAAAACGUCAAGGUCGAAUGUGGCGUUACAACUCGUCGAAAAAGAUCAGAUACGACUAGUAACCAGAAUACGACGACCAUUCCUAUGACUGUUAGCUUUUCGCUGCAAAUUCCCUUACCUAGCCAUCUCAACACAUCUGUGGAUAUAAACCAGACAUCUGUACAAAUUUCGAAGGAAAUACUAAAUGUUCUGAACAAAGUCGAUAUGACUUUGAAUGUCGGUGGAAUCGUUAUACGUACAGAUCCUUCAAAACCUCCGCAGAUUCAGCUCUCUCGUCUGGUUUGUGAAGAGGGGCAAGUUCAGAGUGGAGUUAUGUGUGGUAAGGAGGACCGGUCCAAUAAUUUAUCUUUUUCAAUUCAAUUAAUCGGGUACUGAGUUUAAUUUAUUAUUAUGUUUCAGCCGCAGCAUUUAACGCCUCGUACGAAAUCUUUUCCGGCAAAUCCCAAAAUUUCGUCCCUAGAAUUCCUAGCCAACAAAAUAUUCCCAAGGGCUCUAAAUGGGAAGUUUGAUUCUAUCAAUAUAGUCUGUCCAAAGUUAGUUAAGUUAAUUUCUAACGAAAAGGAGGAAUGACCUGCGUACUUUGAAUGUAAUUGAUAAUUAGGCAGGGAAUUUUUACGAAGCUUGACCCAUUGCAAAUAACCAGUUAAGUUUUCUUUUCUAGGAGAUUGGAAGCAUUUAAUAAAGAGUGUGUCGCUGUGUUUUAUGGUCGAAGUAGUAAUAAUGACAUUGACUUUCUUUAUCUUAAAAACCAGUUAACUGUCCCAUUGGAUACUUUUUCGAUGGCACAAGCUGUCAAGCAUGCGCAGUAAACCAAUAUCAGGAUCAAGAGGCCCAGACUUCCUGUAAAUCAUGCCCCUCCGGAACAUCAAGUUCCGGUCAGCAAGCAUCAAAGAAAUUGCAAGACUGUCAAGGUUGA